Molecule: messenger RNA, 817 nt
Organism: Callorhinchus milii (elephant shark)
Lineage: Eukaryota; Metazoa; Chordata; Chondrichthyes; Chimaeriformes; Callorhinchidae
Gene: rbis
Product: ribosomal biogenesis factor
Exons: 4
Coding region: 96-398 (100 amino acids)
Biological process (GO): ribosome biogenesis
Cellular component (GO): nucleolus
Source: RefSeq, a predicted model, not a curated record
CUCGGGUCCUCCCGGCCCCGCGCACAGCAUUGACGUCACAGAGACCCGCGUGCGCCGCUCCUCUUCAACCAAUAACCAGUACAUUGCGGGAAAGAAUGGCAAGGAACAAAUCAAAGGCACAAAAGCAGAAUGAUGUGUUCAAAGUGGCCAACAACAAAGCCAUCUCGAAGGCCAAAGGCAAAGCCAAACCUGUAACCACCAAUCUCAAGAAGGUUAAUAUCGUGAACAGAGAAAAGGUCGCAAAAAUCAACAAAGCAUUCACAGAAGUACAAAAAGAAGUUAAAAAUUUAUCCAAAGAUAUACCAAAAGUUUCAAAGAAAGCAGUUCAGAUUGCCAAACCACCACCUGCUGAACCCCUUAACGUGGAUGCUGCCGUUCAGAUGUUCUCUCAGCUGUAAAUUGAAUAAUUACUGUAAAUGGACAAGUCAGCGUGUAAAUAAAAAUGUGCGAGGAUUAGGCUUCAUCUUCCUUCUUCUGUCAAAACUCUGGUGGUUGCUUUACAUGAAUGGAGAAUCCGUUCGGUGACAUCAGAGCCACUUGGAGCGAUUGUGCGUUCAAGAGCAAAUCGUAAGCCUUAGUGUGGAGAAUCCCAAGGUCACGUUUUGGGGGAAAAUUAUAUUAAUUAAAACAGAAAAUGUUGGAAGUGCAAAAGUUGCUUGGGGAUCAGAGACAAAGAUGUGUAAAUAUCAACAUUUUCUGUUUAUUUCAGAUGCAUCAGAUUUUUGUUCUUUAUAAUCCCUUUUUAAAUCUUGUAUGGCAAUGUUAAUCACAGGACUGAUUCAAAAUGACUUUUAACCAAUAAAUUUUCAAUAACUAA